GAGCCCCUCAACAGUUUCACUCCACUGGAGCCGUGAUAAGCCAAAUGAAAGCAGUGAGUGGUGGAAAUGGAGAGUUUUGGGGUUGGAAAUGGGAACAUGAAAGAAGGAUAAAACAAAGUAAAGCAUCGAAAUCCUCUGAUUCAGCAACAGGAGGAGGAGGUUACUGGUUCCCUUUAAAGCAAGCUGUGACCGCAGGUGCGCUUGCUCUUACUGGGGAUACAGUAGCUCAAGUUACAGACCGCUGGAAAAAGAACAAGCCAUCCAAACGAUACUCCUAUGACCAAGACGCUUCUCAGAAUUCCAAUGACAAUCAGGAUUUUAUUGGGAUUUUCCUUUCCGAUCAUGAUUGGCUUCGUGUCUUACGAAUGACUUCUUAUGGGUUUCUAUUGUAUGGUCCUGGUUCUUAUGCAUGGUACCAAUAUCUUGACCGUUGUUUGCCAAAGCAGACAGUGAAGAAUCUGAUGCUAAAGGUUUUAUUGAACCAAAUAGUGCUUGGUCCAUCUGUGAUUGCUGUUGUCUUUGCAUGGAACAAUCUAUGGCAAGGGAAGCUUUCACAGCUUCCAGAGAAGUAUCAAAGAGAUGCUCUUCCAACAUUGCUCUAUGGAUUUAGGUUCUGGAUACCUGUCAGUGUAUUGAAUUUUUGGGCUGUCCCCAUUCAAGCUCGUGUAGCUUUCAUGUCCACGGGGUCUAUAUUUUGGAACUUCUGCUUGUCCUCAACAUUGAACAAAUAGAUUCAUCAUGUCAGCAUUCUGAACAUGAGUUAGGUAGACCAUGAUUGGCUCAAGAGAAUGGCAGCUGUGAGCAUUGAUUACAAUUUUAGAGCAACUUGAGAUUUUUACCUAUUUAAAAAACGAGCUUGGCUGUAUGAGAUUUUCUGAAAAUAUUUUGGUUUUGUUGUAAUUCGAUUGUAUGAGAAUAGAAAAUAAUUGUUCAUUGACUAAUAACCGAGCAGUAUGCUGGAGGAAGUCGGAAAGUUACUUGUGUGCCUUCCAUCUGCUGAUUUCUUUUCU
Messenger RNA from Populus euphratica (Euphrates poplar), 1010 nucleotides. RefSeq names its product Peroxisomal membrane 22 kDa (Mpv17/PMP22) family protein. NCBI's taxonomy places the organism in Eukaryota, Viridiplantae, Streptophyta, Magnoliopsida, Malpighiales, Salicaceae. Bases 45 to 731 code for a protein of 228 amino acids. Gene Ontology annotation, cellular component: membrane; cytoplasm. The transcript has 6 exons. The record is from RefSeq and is a predicted model, not a curated record.